Messenger RNA from Peniophora sp. CBMAI 1063, 1422 nucleotides. NCBI's taxonomy places the organism in Eukaryota, Fungi, Basidiomycota, Agaricomycetes, Russulales, Peniophoraceae. The record is from the annotation of a GenBank genome assembly.
AUGCCUUUCGUUGACGCCGCCAAUUACCCUGCGGACUUUCCGCAAGGCGGCUUCCACAUUGAUGCAGACAAUGAGGAUGAUUACCGCCUUCCGCGCAGCCUGGACAAUGACCUCCUGAUCUGGAAGGAGACCAACCCAGAUACCGGUGCGGUCACCUGGUGGAUGCGUACCAAUGCCAGGCACUCCCCACAGCACUUGACCGCAGAUGCCCGCGCCAACGCAAUCAGCAUUGGCAAGGACCAGAUGAUCUGCGACCUGCAGCAGACGGUAGUCAACCAACAGGCCCAGCUCAACGCCCCGCCACAGCCGAUUGUUGUCCAGCAAGUGCCAGGUCCACAGCACUCACACAUCUGCGUCCACGCUCCGCACACGUUCUCCGGUGUCUCCAAUGACAAGGGCGUCUAUGACCCUACGCCACGCGACUUUGUCCACAAUGUGCGGAACUACCUCGUCGCAGAAGAGGAAGCUGCCGGCAACCCGCUCACCGUCCACAACAAAAUUGUGCUGGUCUCCACACUCCUCGACCAGUCCGCCGCCAUGUGCCCAGCAGCAGGGGCUACCACACCAGCUUACACGGGCCCGCUUCUCAAUCUCGACAUGUUCUUACAGGCCUUCCUCCAGCACUUUGAGGAUGUCGACAUCCAGAAGACGGCCAUCGCAAAGAUCCAGUCCAUGCAGCAAGGCGCGCAGUCUGUGGAGGUGCACACGCGUCAGUUCAAGGACUGGGCCGGACGCACGGGCUUCAACAACACCGCACUCAUCGAGCUCUAUAAGAAGAGCUUGAAGCCUGCUAUCCGUGACAAGGUCAACGGGCAGGGCAAGCAUUGCCUGGACACACUGCAGGGCUGGUAUGAGGACGCCGUGCUGUUUGACAGGCAGUGGCGCGAAGAUCAUCCAGACCGGCCCUCCUUGCAGUCGACCACAGGCAACUCGUCCUCGCGCAACCAGUCCGCCGGCGCGAACAACAACACCGGCCGCUCCACAGGUGCUUGGCAGCAGCAGCAGCCAUUGCGCAACGCCAACCAGGGCCAGCCGCGCAAUGGCAACUGGCGUCCUUGGGGUGCUCCAGCCCAACAGUUGCGCGCACCGGCACUGGCGGCCAACACAGGCAUGGUGCCAAUGGACAUCGAUGCGGCCAAUGUGGCCAUGGUGUGCUACCGCUGCGGUGAGAACCAUCUGGCGCGCAACUGCACAACGCCGAUGGAGACCAUUUGGCAGAAGUACGGCUGGGACCGCAUGAUCCCUUUCCCUCCGGGUUAUCGGGCACGUGCCACUACCUUUGCCAACGUGGACGACUUCGCCACCUCGCUAUCUCCGGCUGAUCAAGCGGAGUUAGCACGCUCGCUGCAGAGCAGGGUAGGAGCACCGGCUGCUCCUCCGGCCCAGGCGUCACAGCAGGGUUUUGCCAGCGGCUUGUCGUGA